GAAGUUAUCUCACCGUAUAGAAACAAGAAAACAUAAAUAGAAAAGGAGAGAAAGGAAAAAAAGGAAGUCAGGAGCUGUGUGUUAUUAUUUUCUAACACUUAAGCCUCUGGAAGAUUCCCAGAGGAGCCCCCAGCUCUCUCCGCCUCCCUCUUCUCUCCCCCUCACUCUCCUCCUCUGCCUCACCCAGCACUCGCAGCCAUCCAUGAGUGUGACCAACUCCUCUGCCUAUCGAUCGGAGCGUAGUUUCCACCAGACUUCAUCCUCAUCGUCAUCCUCGUCCUCUGGUAACCCAUACAUGGAGAAAAGCCGGGGACUGUUCACCGAGGACUUUGACUCCUUCAUGAGGCCCGGGAGCGACGCCUUGGGGUUUUCCAGUGGAACUGGAAAUAUUAAAGCUCUUGGGGAUUCGUACCAGUUCACAGUCGACGUACGAGACUUCUCCCCGGAGGACGUCAUCGUCACCACAUCCAACAACCAGAUAGAAGUUCGUGCGGAAAAGUUGGCCCAGGACGGUUCUGUGAUGAACACAUUCACCCACAAGUGCCAGCUACCUGAGGAUGUGGACCCCACCUCAGUGACAUCAUCACUGGGCGCUGAGGGUACCCUAACGGUCCGGGCACGGAGACACCCGGCCAAACACGAGCUCGUACAGACCUUCCGCACCGAGAUCAAGAUCUAGAGAGCGACGACCUGCUCAUGACUUCUUGUGUUUUUGUUUUUUUUUUGUUUUUUAAUGCUACUUCCUCUAUUUCCUGUCUUCACUGAAACCAUUCUACAUGUAACACUCAGAGAGUCGACACCGCGUUCUAUGUGACACGCCACGUCCUCCCUCCAUGACCGCAACUACACCUGUUGCUGCUCAUUUAUAUUCUGAGUUAGUUCACCGCACACAGCAGCCGCACCUGCACACGACAGACGGAGACAUGGGGGUUGGCAACGUACAGCAUUUGCACGAGAACAGACACACUUCAAUUAACAGAUCAGUUCCCCACUUCACUCGUGUUCUAAAACUUAAUUCUCGAUUUUAAAAAUUGAUGAUUGCUCAUUAAUAAUAAUUUAUUGUAUAUUAUUAUUAUUUGUGUGAAUAAAAUACUUCAUCUUUGACAG
Seriola dumerili (greater amberjack) is the source of this 1107-nucleotide messenger RNA. RefSeq names its product heat shock protein family B (small) member 7 (gene hspb7). Gene Ontology annotation, biological process: heart development. The coding region runs from base 203 to 679 and encodes 158 amino acids. The transcript is spliced from 3 exons. NCBI's taxonomy places the organism in Eukaryota, Metazoa, Chordata, Actinopteri, Carangiformes, Carangidae. Gene Ontology annotation, cellular component: cytoplasm; nucleus. The record is from RefSeq and is a predicted model, not a curated record.